CUUAUAGCCCGUGCGCCAGUCUGGUACAUACCACUGCAGUAGAUCGUCAUUUCGAGCAUGUCGGUGACGCGAACCCAUAAGAUUUUCCCCUACCGAAAAUCGCUCAACGCGCCUAAAGAAGUUUUCACUACAAAAAUAACAAGAAAAAACAACAAUGUGCAUAAACCACCGAUAGACGCUAUCGCUGGCGCGGGGGUGGUGUACGGGACAAAGUUCUUCUAGGGACAAAUCGUCCCUGCACGAUGGCACUACCCUAGAGGGCGCGGGCAGCGGCCCUAGGAAUAGUGGAAAGACGGAGAACGUUCCCGGGUAGAACGAUGAUGUAACUAAAGGGUUCCAUAUACAGUAUAUUCGACUACGAGUGAGUUUCCUUCGGGAAGGGGGUUGGUAGCUGGAAUGAUUCUGAACAACUUUUUCCUUUACCAAAAUCCACGUUAAGGUGUAAUUUUUAAAUUAUUAAUGAAAAACACCCGAGCAAGCAAUUUAAAAGCGCAAUUACUUUGCGCGUCGGUUCGUAGCCGACGCUACCAUGACUGAGCAUGCGCGUUGUGCGAGCUCUGAUUAUUCGUCAAUUCAAAAUUAAAAUUUUGAGAAUCCCUGCUGCCCCUGUAAGGCCAUUUUCCCUAAAUAAACAAUCUUGAAAUAGUGGUAUCCAGAGUUCUCUUUGUUUAAUCGAUAUACAAGUAGUUGAUAAAUGGCCAUAUUAGGUCUAAAAGGAAAAGAUGUAUCAAAAUAAGAGUCACGAAUCCUUGAAGCAUAAAGUAAAUGAGAAAAAUUUCAACGAACUAUCCAAGUUUGAAAGAACAGAAAAAGGUGAAGAAUCGUUAACCGUGCUCGAUGUUGCUUCCUCAACUGAUUUGAAGUUCAGAUGGUGUCGAAAACCUCAUCGAAAUUAUAACAAGGGUAGAGAUGAGGUACCUUUCUUCAAACCACAUAAAAAGUUACUCGAAAAGAUUGAUUACAAACCGGAAGUUCGAGAACCAUUAACCGGGUUUAGCGCUCAGCAAGAGAAAAUUAGGAAACAGGUAACCAAGCCUGAAAUGAAAGAAGAAAAGGUUUCGGAGAAGGAUAUCAUCGUACCGAAAUUCAAACCAGCAACAGCCAUCCUCGAGAGAAAAACAAAGGAUCUCGAUGCACCUCCGUUGGUCGAUCAAUUGGUGUUGAUUCAGCAACUAAGGGAUGAUCCUAAAAUUGGGUUUUACUACAUGGUUUAUGCGGUGGAGCAAUCAUCGAAAUAUUUUACUCCUUAUGCAUUAAAAGUCGUUCAUUAUAAAGACGUAGGCGAUACUUACAUGACUAUCAGCGCCAGUGGCGUAACUCAAUACAGUCCAGAUGAAAUGAGUUUCACUCCUAUUGAACAGUGGGAAAGAGAAUACAUGUUUUAUUUGAAAUUACUCAAAAUAAGAACAUUCAUCGUGUUUCAAAGGUGGAAAGCUUUCUACGUUUGGAAGAAAUCGAUUACGUAUAAAAAGUUUGUCGAAGCAAAAAGUUAUAUAAAAGAGAACCUCUUCACGUCCGAUCCGAUUCUUAGUAAAGCUCUUCUCGAAAUCAAAUCGAUGUGCUCGAUCUUUCUUGAUUCGAGUUUCUUCGACGAUAAUGUUAUCGAAAAGUUUUUGCUUUUUUAUUUUGUAGAAAAACAGUUCACUAAACUGGAAUCACUUAGAAAUAAAUUAGACGAAUUUAGAAGUUUAGCAUUAGAUAUUGUUAAUAACGCGUGUCUCGGUUCUCUGUUGCUAGCUGGUUACACACCCGAUGACUCUAAUAUAACGAUAGAACAAACUGCAUACGGAAAACUGGGCGAGUUCAGCGCUGUUAAAUUUAAAAUGCCAAAGGACGGUAUUCUCAAAAUGAGUUACAUCGAGCAGGCGCGAAAGAGAGAAAAAUGUUACCGGCUUUCGUGCUUUAUUCAUUUAAUCGAUUACAUGCAAACUAACAUGAUGCAUAAUCUUUUAUUAAAUACCUAUCAAGAAUUUGUAACGGCUUUGGAGAUUCACACGAACUGCUUACCAAAUUCUGAUUUAUUAAGUGACGACGUUAUUGAUGUUCCUUUAACAGAAAAUCGUUCCGCAACGGAUCGUAUUCAGUCACCAUACUUCGUGGUGGAUUUACUAAUUUUGCCAUCUUCGGAGAUCGUCAUAGACCCGUCCGAGAGUAUUUUCCGUUUCGUAAUAAAAACUAUAGAAAACAUGUGGGAGGAGAAUUUGUACGCUAUCAAACCUCUACUGUCCGAUCAAUUUUUCCAUUCCUUCACGAGGCCGAUGAUCAAUCAUAAGAUAGAGGAUCGUAUUUGUGGAAAUCCUCCGGAGAUGCAGAUAGUUCUUAAACAGGAUCCAUUCUUGAACUCUUUGAAAACUGAAUUGGAACAGAUUCUGGAUAUCAAUUUUGAUGCUGUGAAACAGUACAGUCAACGAUUCAAAGAAAUCCAGAAAUUCUAUCUCGAAGAUCUGACGUUUGACGAAAACGUUAUCCGAGACAAUCGAGACUGCAAAUUAUUCCGAGACUGGAGCAUUCGUUACAAGCAUGAGAUAGAUCUAAUCGGUAAAGUGAUCGAUUUUCAGCCAUUAGGUAUGUUCUUGAUUCAACUGGAAAGAUUCAAGAACGCCGCUGAAGUAGCCCCCAGAGGUAAAUUAGGAGUCAUCGAAGCUGUUAUGCCUGGAUUAGGAAGAAGCAGAGUUGAAACUUUAUUAACGACAACAAUGGAUGCUAUUAAUUAUCUGGAAUCUCAUCCAGUAACGACUGAAGAGUACGUGGAGUAUAUACAGUUCGUAGAUAAAGCUCAGCAAGACGUGGACGAGAUGGAAUCUCAACUAGAUUACGUGAAAGAGCUAUACGAUACAAUGGAAGAAUUUGAUUUUCCUAUACCAUCUAUGGACAUGGCAAACUAUUUGGGUAUUGGAACUCAUUUCACGAGCUUACGGUUAGCCGUAGAAAAUAAGUUAGAGGAGAGACCUAAAUUGAUCAAUAAAUUCAAUGCUCAGCUUCAUAAAGAUAUCACGGCGUUGAAUGAACAAAUAUCGGAAAUUCAUGAAGAAAUAAUGCAACCUUGGCUUUUGGAUUAUGAAAGCAAUGUAGACGCUUGUUUGAAUACAUUAAAAGAACUGGAUACACGAUUAAAAGUCUGUGCAACUACCGCAGAACAAUAUCGAGCGUAUCAAAAAACGUUUAAGCUCGAACAGACGAGAUUCGACAGUUUAGACCAAGUAAUGAACGAAUUAAGGUUACGGGUUUUGUUAUGGGAAAGCCUUACUUCGUGGGAGGAAGCUGUUUUUGAAUGGUAUGCAGGCGACUUUGACGCGUUGGACGUCGAACAAAUCACCUCGUUCACGAUGCAAACCAUGAAAAAUAUCAUUCAACUGGAGAGAGGCUUGCCGUCGAACAAUAUUCUACCAAAGUUGAAAGAGAACGUUGAACGGGUCAGAAACAAAUUACCGAUUCUUGGAUAUUUGAGAAAUCCAGACUUAAGGGAGAGACAUUGGAAAAAGAUCGAGGCUGUAUUGAACUAUAAGUUCAAACCGGACGAGAAGAAAACCUGGACUUUGUUUGAAAAUCUUGGCGCAUUCUUGAAACCCAAUGAACUGAUGGAAGUUGCUGCAGCAGCUAGUUCUGAAGCUAAUCUGGAGAACAUGUUGAACAAAGUCAUUAACACGUGGGAGACCCUGAAGUUUGUCGUGAUACCUUACAGAGAAGGGAAAGACGUUUUCAUCAUGGGCACCCUAGAAGAUGUUCAGACAGCAAUGGAUGAAAGCAACAUCAAUCUACAAACUAUCAUGGCAUCCCGUCACGUUGGUCCGAUUCAACCCGUGGUCGAACAAUGGGUCAAGAAAUUGGAUCUAUUUACAGUUACCCUAGAAGCAUGGCAAUAUUUACAACUAAACUGGCUGUAUUUAGAGGCGAUAUUCUCUGCUCCAGAUAUUCAGCGACAGCUUCCAAUGGAGGCAAAGUUGUUCAUCGAGGUUGAUAGAUUCUGGAAGGAUCUUAUGAGACGAACCUACAAGGCUCCUUUAGCUAUGCCGGUCGCUACUCAUCCAGGUUUGUUAGACUUGCUCGAAGAAAAUAACAAAAUGUUGGACGAAGUGUUGAAGUGUUUGGAAGCUUAUCUUGAGACCAAACGGGUAGCGUUUCCUCGAUUCUUCUUCUUGUCGAAUGAUGAACUUUUGGAAAUCUUGGCUCAGACGAAAAAUCCACACGCAGUGCAAAGACACUUGCAGAAAUGUUUCGACGCGAUAUUCAGACUGGAAUUUGCCACGAAAGAAGGUGAUAGUAACGCAGAACCAGAAACUGUCUUAACGACAGACAUUGUUGCGAUGAUUUCACCAGAGGGUGAGAGAGUUCCUCUUGGAAAAGGUCUAAGAGCCAGAGGUAACGUGGAACACUGGCUAGCUCGAGUCGAGGAAGCAAUGUUCUCCACUUUAAGAAGAAGAAUGAAAGAAGGAAUCAAAGACUUGGCAAUGAAAGGACGUGAAGAGUUUCUCUAUAUGCAUCCUUCUCAGAUAGUCCUCAGUGUGUCACAAAUAUUUUGGACUCGAAACAUCCAUCUCAUCCUGGAAUCAAGCGAGAACGUACACCAGAAGAUGAGAGGUUUCGAAGAAAAGUGUUACUCUGACUUAAGCGAAUUAGCAACAAUGGUAAGAGGAGAAUUGCCGAAAUUGAUUCGUGACGUUAUAAUUAAUUUAAUAACGGUAGAUGUACAUGCCAGAGAUAUAGUCACAACUCUGGUUGAAAACAGAGUAUCAUCCAGUACGAGUUUUGAUUGGAUGAAAGCAUUACGUUAUUACUGGGAGGAUGAAGUGGAUAAUUGCUUAACGCGUAUGAGUAACGCUGAAUAUUUGUACGGGUACGAAUAUCUCGGUGCUCAGAAGCGACUCGUUAUAACUCCUCUCACGGAUAAAUGUUAUCUUUGCCUUAUGGGAGCUCUUCAACAAGAUCUAGGUGGUGCUCCCGCUGGACCGGCAGGUACAGGAAAAACAGAAACUACAAAGGAUUUGGCAAAGGCAGUUGCUGUUCAAUGCGUGGUAUUUAACUGUUCCGAAGGACUUGAUUACAGAAUGAUGGGCAGAUUCUUUUCUGGACUAGCUACCUCUGGUGCCUGGUGUUGUUUCGAUGAAUUCAAUAGGAUAGAUAUCGAAGUGCUUUCUGUAAUAGCUCAGCAAUUAAUUACAAUUAGAAAUGCGAAACUUGCUAGAGCCGUCAAGUUCAUGUUCGAAGGAAGAAUGAUAAAAUUGGUGAUGUCCUGUGCGACUUUCAUCACUAUGAAUCCAGGAUACGCCGGUCGUACCGAGUUACCGGAUAAUUUAAAGGCGUUGUUCCGACCGUUCUCCAUGAUGGUUCCAGAUUACAAACUAAUUGCUGAAGUUACUUUGUAUUCGGAAGGAUUCGAAUCGUCGAAAACGUUAUCGCAAAAGAUGACUCUGAUGUACACACUCAGCAGUGAACAACUUUCACAACAGGAUCAUUACGAUUUUGGAAUGAGAGCUGUAAAGAGUGUACUAGUAAUGGCUGGCAGUCUCAAACGAAAUAAUCCUGAUAAACCAGAAGAUGCUGUUUUAAUUAGAGCUCUACGCGAGAGCAAUAUCCCAAAGUUUCUACACGAUGAUGCUGAAUUGUUCGAAGGUAUUGUGGGUGAUCUUUUCCCAGGCAUUCAAAUCCCCGAAGAGGACUAUGGUAUUCUAAGAGAAACUGCUAUCAAGGUGAUACAAGAAGCAAAUUUACAACCAGAAGAGUGCACUAUAACAAAAGCUAUUCAAUUACACGAGUGCUUGCAAGUAAGGCAUGGUGUAAUGUUGGUUGGACCAACUGGUUCAGGAAAGACCAGCGUUCUUCGAACUCUUGCCAAUACUUACAAUAGACUCCAUCAAAUGGGUGUACCUGGACCAUGUUAUCAGCAUGUCCACAUGUACGUGAUUAACCCAAAAGCAAUUACAAUUGGUGAAUUAUAUGGAGAAGUAGAUUUGAUGACCAACGAAUGGCGCGAUGGACUAAUUGGAUCCAAAGUCCGUCAUGCUUGUUCCUUCACCACAGAGGAUCAUCAAUGGAUUGUAUGCGAUGGUCCUGUCGACGCAAUAUGGAUAGAGAACAUGAACACCGUAUUGGAUGACAAUAAAAUGUUGUGUUUGGCAAAUUCGGAAAGAAUCAAAUUUACUCCGUAUAUGCGUAUGCUCUUUGAGGUGAUGGAUCUUGCUCAAGCAUCACCAGCCACAGUCAGUCGUUGUGGAAUGGUAUACGUGGAUCCUAUUCAAUUAAAGUGGAUGCCCUACGUGAAGUCGUGGGUGGUGACUCUUCCGGAAGACACCGUCAAAGCUGAAUACCAAACACAAAUUAUUGAUCUCUUUGAAACGUAUUUCGACGCGGGACUAGUGUUUUGCAGUAGAAAUUGCACCUACCCAAUCGCUCAGGUCGACAUUAGCAAAGCAACUAUGACUUGCUCGCUGAUAGAGUGCGUUUUAAAAGAACCAGAAGCGAUAGAGAGAACUACGGACAAAUCACGGAUUAAAAUGUUUUUAACUCAGGUGUUCGUUAUUGCUUACCUUUGGGCAGUCGGUGGAAACGUUGUCGAUUCGUCGCGAGAUGCAUUCGAAGUUUUCGUUAAAAAACAGUUUGAAGAGAACGAGGAUGCAUACUUACCGUCGACGGAUUUGUGGGAUUUAUACAUGAACGUUCAGGCCCAUCGACUAGACAUUUGGCAGGAUAUAAUGCCAGAAUUUCUUUACGACAGUGAUGUACCGUUUUUCGAUAUUCUUGUUCCAACAGUUGAUACAGUACGAUUUGGUUAUGUCAUGAAGAAACUAGUCGAAGCAAAUAAACCUGUAUUUUUUACUGGAGAUACUGGAGUUGGAAAAUCAGUAAUAACAAAAGUAGUUUUGAAAAGCUUAGAAGAGAGUCACGUUUGGGUGCCGAUCACGUUAAUUUUUUCAGCCCAAACGAGCAGUGGUCGAACGCAAGAGAUUUUGGAAUUAAAGUUAGAGAAAAGAAAGAGAACUGUUUUAGGGGCUCCCAUUGGAAAACGAGUCUGCGUGUUCGUUGACGAUGUCAAUAUGCCAAAAUUAGAUACCUACGGAUCUCAACCACCUAUAGAACUUCUCCGCCAAUUGUUAGACUUUCGUGGAAUGUAUGAUAGAGAAAAAUUAUUCUGGAAAGACGUGGAAGACGUUGUCUUUGCCGUGGCUUGUGCUCCUCCAGGAGGCGGUAGAAAUCCAUUAACUCCAAGAUUUGUCAGACACUUUGCAAUGCUACUGAUUCCACCACCUACCGAAAUCUCUCUUAAAGGAAUUUUCAAGGCAAUUAUAAACGGUUUCCUGGAAGAUUUUGUAGAUUCAGUUAAGCAAAUAGGAGACAAGAUAGUGAACGCAGCGGUCGACGUGUAUGAAAGAAUCGCAACUGAUCUUUUACCUACUCCAGAAAAGAGUCAUUACAUUUUUAAUUUGCGUGACUUGUCGAAAUGUAUUCAAGGUAUCAUGCAAGUGGACGCAACAGUUGUCAAACAACCCAAUGAGAUGUACAGACUUUUUUAUCACGAAUGUCUUCGAGUUUUUCACGAUCGAUUGAUCAACCUGCAAGAUAAGAGUUACUUUUAUAAACUUUUAAACAAUAUAUGCGCUGGUACGUUUGGUAUCGAGGUAGUGCGACUUCCGGAUGAAGAGAUCAUCGAGAAACCACCUUUACUGUUAUUCGGUGAUUUCAUGGCUUUUGGAGCAGCGAGGGAGCAACGAAUUUACGAGGAACUUACAGAGAUUCCAAUUGUCAAAAGAACUUUAGAGGAUUACUUGGAAGAUUAUUGCUUCUCCGUUGGAAAAGAGAUGCAAAUGAUAUUCUUCAUGGACGCCAUAGAGCACGUUUGCAGACUAGCAAGGAUUCUUCGAUCCGAACGAGGCAACGGAUUGUUGGUCGGUGUUGGUGGAAUGGGAAAGCAAAGUCUCACAAAAUUAGCGUCUCAUUUAAACGGCUAUAAGUGUUACCACAUCGAAGUAACUCGAACGUACGAUAAAAGUUCAUGGCACGAGGAUCUGCGACGUUUCUAUUUCGAUCCAGGCGCACAUGCUAAACACACGACAUUUUUAUUCACCGACACUCAAAUUGUACUGGAAGAAUUUUUGGAAGACAUCAAUAAUACUCUUAAUACUGGUGAAGUACCAAAUCUGUACGAAGCUGAUGAACUUGAAAAAGUUAUCAUAGCUACGAGGCCUGCAGCGAAAGAGGCAGGGAUUGGUGAAGCAAACAGAGAUGGAAUUUAUCAGUUUUUCAUUGGAAGAGUCAGAAAUCAGCUUCAUUUGAUGAUUUGUAUGAGUCCUAUAGGCGAUACAUUUAGACAUCGUUGCCGUAUGUUCCCAUCAUUGGUAAACUGUUGCACUAUUGAUUGGUUCACAAAAUGGCCAAGGGAAGCCCUGCUCUCAGUAGCAGAAAAUUCACUACAGAUCAUCGUACCAGAUGAUUCGAACAAACUUCUGGCCCUUAGUAACAUUUGCGUAUUAAUUCACGAGCAAGUGGAAGAGGUAACAGUCCGAUUUUUCCUGGAAAUGCGUCGAAGAUAUUACACCACGCCCAGUAGUUAUUUAGAACUCUUAAAACUAUUUCUAACCACAUUAACUAAGAAGAAGAAAAAAAUAGAAUCAUUGAAAAGUAAAAUCGCUAAUGGCCUAAACAAACUCCGCGAAACUAACGAAAUGGUCAGAGUAAUGAAAGAACAUUUAGUCGUCCUUGCCCCAAAAUUGAAGGCAAGUACAGACGAAGUAACAAAAUUGGUCAAAAUCCUCUCGAAACAGCAAGCCGAAGCUGACAAAGUGAAACACGUGGUAACAGCUGAAGAAGCGAUAGCAAAAGCGAAAGCCGAAGAAAUGGCCGUUUUAGAAGCUGACGCUAGACAAGACUUGGAAGCAGCAAUGCCGGCUUUGCUGGAAGCUCAACAUGCACUAGAGACUUUAAAUAAAAACGAUAUCAACGAGAUUCGUGUGUUCAAUCAACCACCCCAUUUAGUCCGUUUCGUUAUGGAAGCAGUCAAUUUAUUAUUGGGUGAAAAAACCGAUUGGGCAACUGCCAAAUUAGUCCUGAGCGACAUGCGCUUUCUUGAUCGUUUGAUCACGUACCCUAAGGAAGAGAUAAGCAACAAAUUGCUUACUAAAUUGCAAUACUACGUCACUCAUCCAGAAUUUCGACCAGACUUGGUGGCCAGACAAAGCAAAGCUUGCAAAUCGAUGUGCAUAUGGGUGAGAGCUAUCGAUGGAUACGCUAAGAUUUAUAGAGUGGUCGAACCAAAGCGUCAGAGGUUGCAAGCAGCUGAAGAAGAACUGCGAUCGAUCGAGGAAGAGGUGGCUUUGAAACAGAAAGAACUGGCUGAAGUGGAGGACAAGAUUAAACGAUUGCAAGUACAGUACGAUACAGCUGUGAAGAAUUUGCAGAAGCUCGAGUCCGAAAUGGAACUGGUAGAGGCAAGAUUAAACAGGUCAGGAAGACUUACAUCUGCGUUGGUAGACGAACGAAUUCGGUGGGAAGAAGCGACACGUGGAUUUGACAAGCAAAUGGUCAAUCUGACUGGUGAUAUAUUGGUUGCUGCUGGAGCACUCGCCUAUCUUGGUGCUUUCACAAACGAGUACAGAGAAGAAUUGGUACAAACAUGGUUGUCCAACUGCAAAAGCUACGAUAUAAAGACGACAGAAAAUUAUAAUCUUAUUACAAUAUUAGCUGAUCCCUAUGAGAUUCGUCUUUGGAAUACCUAUGGUUUACCGAGGGACAAAGUCAGCACGGAAAAUGCUAUCUUCGUAACGCAAGCAACGCGUUGGCCUCUGAUGAUUGAUCCCCAAGAACAAGCGAAUAGAUGGAUACGAAACAUGGAACAAAAUAACGAUUUAAAAAUGUGCAAAUUGACUGACGCUAAUUUUACAAGAAUAUUGGAAUCAUCUAUCAGACUUGGAAUGCCUGUACUACUUCAAGAAGUGGGAGAAACGUUGGAUCCAAAUCUGGAGCCCAUCUUACUUAAACAAAUUUUCAUGCUAGGCGGUAGAGCGUUAAUACGGUUUGGCGACACAGACGUCGAGUAUGAUAACAAUUUCAGACUAUACAUCACAACGAAACUCGCAAACCCUCAUUAUUUACCCGAAGUUUGUAUCAAAGUAACCGUAGUCAAUUUUACUGUGACCGUAGGUGGCCUCGAGGAACAAUUACUCGCAGACGUUGUGCGUCUCGAAAGACCAGAUCUUGAAGCAAUGAGAAACGAUUUGAUAAUGAAGAUCAACGCGGAUAAAGGCCAGUUACAGAACAUCGAGGACAAGAUACUAACAUUGUUAUACAGCUCAGGAGGUAAUAUUUUGGAUAACGAAGAUCUGAUAGAAACUUUAAACGACAGUAAGGAAACAUCCGAGAUCAUCGCGACAAGAUUGAUAGAAAGCGAGGCGACCGAAGAGAAGAUAUCAAUUGCACGUGAAAAAUAUCGGUCAGUCGCGAAUCGCGGAUCAGUUCUGUACUUUGUCGUAGCAAAUCUUGCGGAUAUAGAUCCGAUGUACCAGUUUUCAUUAAAAUAUUUCAAUCAGAUAUUCAAUACAGUAAUAGACAUGAGUGAAAAAGUAGAGAAUCUGCAACAACGUUUACAGAUAUUACUGAACGAAAUAACGUUAGCUAUUUAUACGAAUGUUUCGCGUGGUUUAUUCGAGAAACACAAAUUGGUGUUCAGUUUUAUGCUCAACAUUGCUGUACACAUCAAUGAAUUAAUCGUUUCCCAGGACCAGUGGAAUUUUAUGUUACGUGGUGCUACACAAAUCACCACGGAAGAAAUUCCGGAUUAUCCGACGUUAACUACUCAAAUGUGGUCUUGUGUAAAUUACCUGGCUAAUAACUUCCAAACUUUCAAAACCAUUUUAAACGAUGCAUUCAAGAAGAUUGAUUUAACUCUUGGAUAUUUUAAAACGGAGAUUAAUGUGAUUCCUACGAAUCGAAACGUAGCUGCAUAUAAUUGGGAUAAUGCGUUAAGUGAUAUUGAGAAAUUAAUGUUGUUGAAAGCUUUAAAAGAAGAGCAAUUGAUUUUUGCGGUCACGGCGUAUGUGUCGAAGAAUCUUGGACAGAAAUUCGUGGAAUCACCUAUGGCUUCGUUGCAACUUCUAUUUGCAGAUACAUCGAAUAAAAUACCACUGGUGUUCAUACUUACAACCGGAUCAGAUCCUUUCAGUGGCUUUCUAAGAUUUGCAAACGAGAUGGGUUUCUCUGACAAAUACGACUCGAUCUCUUUAGGACAAGGACAAGGUCCUGUUGCAGAAGGACAUCUACGAACAGGCCUGAUCGAGGGGAGAUGGGUAUUUUUACAAAAUUGUCACUUGGCCACCUCGUGGAUGAUCAAAAUGGAACAGCUUAUACUGCAAAUUGCCGAGGAACCAGAGGGUGUAAUUCACACUGAUUUUCGACUAUUUCUAAGUUCCAUGCCGAGCACAGCUUUCCCAGUGUCUGUGCUUCAGAAUUCGGUCAAAGUUACAAACGAGCCACCCAAAGGUCUGAAAGCCAAUAUCAAACGAGCGCUGUAUGAUUUAGACGAUCAAUUCUUUGAAGAACACCAUUUAAAAGAACACUGGCGCAAAAUUAUAUUUGGAGUUUGCUUCUUUCAUGCUAUCAUUCAGGAACGGAAAAAGUUUGGACCCUUAGGAUGGAAUAUUCUUUAUGAAUUUAACGAUAGCGAUAGAGAAUGUUGCUUGUUGAAUCUGAAAAUAUUUUGCUCGUACAAUCUGAUACCUUGGAAUGCAUUAAUAUACACUACAGGCGAAAUCACGUAUGGAGGUAGAGUGACGGAUAACUGGGAUUUAAGAUGUAUGAAGACUAUUCUAGAUAUGUUCUUUUCCCCCAAAAUCUUAAGCACCGAUUACGUUUAUUCACAGUCUGGAAAAUAUUACUGUCCUGUUUACAAAACUUUACAAGAAUAUAAAGAUUUUGUAGAAACCUUUCCGAUCAUCGAUGAUCCAGAGGUGUUUGGAAUGCACGAGAAUGCAAACGUUAUCUACCAGUUGAAAGAAGCACAAUUUAUUUUAAACACUAUGUUGGAAGUUCAACCACAAGAAUCCGCUGCUGAUCAGGGUAAAUCAAGUUCGGAUAUAGCAUACGAAAUUGCGGAUAUGAUCAAAACCAGAAUUCAAUUAAAAAUAGAUUCCACGAAAUGUAAUCCGAAUCAUUUAAUAAGAGAUUCGAUGGGAAGACUUCCAUCUUUGACUACUGUUCUCGUUCAUGAAGUGGACAGAUACAAUAUAUUACUAAAGAAAAUACACACAUCGUUAGAAAAUUUACAACGAGCUAUCAAGGGUUUUGUUGUAAUGUCUGAAGAAUUAGAAAAUGUCUUUGUGGCUUUUGUUAAUAAUCAGGUACCAAACAUGUGGCAUAAUGUAAAUGUUUAUCCAUCUCUGAAGAAACUAGGAAGUUGGAUAAAAAAUUUGGAACUCCGGAUCGAUUUCAUUCAAAUUUGGUUAAUCGAUACAAAACCUGUUUCUUUUUGGAUUUCGGGCUUGUCUUUUCCGCAAGGAUUUUUAACUGGUAUGAUGCAAACUUGUGCCAGAAAAUAUAACACUCCUAUUGAUCACCUGAAAUUAGACUUUAUUCCUACCAAAGUUGUACUUUAUCAAGAAGAUGUUGAAGAAAAGCACAAAGAAUUUGAGAAAGAGGUAAUAGAAGUAUAUAAAAAGUUAAAAGUUCCAAAAGAUGGUGUCUUAAUACAUGGACUAUUUAUUGAUGCUGGUAGAUGGGAUUUUGAAUCUAUGCUUUUGGUAGAUGCAAAUAUAGGUGAAAUGCAUCCAACACUUCCAGUUUUGCACAUAAAUCCAGUAUUAGAGCUACCAAAAAAUGAUCCAAGAUAUGUUUCUCCUCUAUAUAAAACUGCUGUAAGAGCAGGUGUAUUAUCUACAACAGGGCAUAGUACAAAUUUUGUUGUUGCAGUUUUACUUCCAUCUGCAAAACAACAGUCAUACUGGAUUUUAAAAGGAACAGCCCUUUUGAUUGAAAUCAUAGACUAG
Molecule: messenger RNA, 12968 nt
Organism: Osmia bicornis bicornis
Lineage: Eukaryota; Metazoa; Arthropoda; Insecta; Hymenoptera; Megachilidae
Gene: Dhc16F
Product: dynein axonemal heavy chain 6
Exons: 62
Coding region: 723-12968 (4081 amino acids)
Biological process (GO): microtubule-based movement
Cellular component (GO): dynein complex
Molecular function (GO): minus-end-directed microtubule motor activity; ATP binding; dynein light intermediate chain binding
Source: RefSeq, a predicted model, not a curated record